UGAGCUUGUCGGUUCUGCCGGUAGAUGCCGCUGGUGUGAGUGUUCCACGCAUGACAAGCAAGACCUUAGUAGUUAUUCCGGAAUAAAAAGGCGAAAAGCUGCGUAACAUUUUUCGGCGAAAGAAAAAAAGGAAAGGAAAAAAAAUUUCUGCUUCCUUGCUUUGAAAUUCAGUUUGAAAAAAAAAAAAAAGAACCCCUUACAAAACAACACACCCCUCCCUCUUUAAAAAGAAAAAAAAAAAAGAUUCACAAAAUAACAGACACAACAAAACAAAAACAGAAAUGGCAUUGAAAAGAAUUCAGAAGGAACUGCAGGAUUUAGGUCGAGAUCCUCCAGCUCAGUGUUCUGCUGGGCCCGUUGGCGAUGAUUUAUUUCACUGGCAGGCUACCAUUAUGGGUCCACCAGAUAGUCCGUACCAAGGUGGGGUAUUUUUUUUGACAAUUCAUUUUCCUUCGGAUUACCCAUUCAAGCCUCCAAAGAUAAAUUUUACAACGAGAAUAUAUCAUCCAAAUAUCAAUAGUAAUGGCAGUAUCUGUUUGGAUAUACUACGUUCACAGUGGUCACCAGCAUUGACUAUCUCAAAAGUACUGUUGUCAAUCUGUUCUCUGUUGUGUGACCCAAAU
Molecule: messenger RNA, 623 nt
Organism: Octopus bimaculoides (California two-spot octopus)
Lineage: Eukaryota; Metazoa; Mollusca; Cephalopoda; Octopoda; Octopodidae
Product: ubiquitin-conjugating enzyme E2-17 kDa
Source: RefSeq, a predicted model, not a curated record